UGCACUGGCUUUGGAGAAUAUGUCGCUCCCCAGCCAGGUGGAGUCUUCACGCAUCAGAAUUCUCACAAUGAUCAGCCCAAUUAAAGAAAACAAUCCCAAGAAGAGCAGUGCAUAGAGCGCCAGAAGGGUGACCUUCAGCUCUGCGGCACUCAUGCACUCAAACCUCAAGAUGAUGGACCUCUGUGGGUCAAGAUGACCCAAGCCACUCAUGUCAUCUGACCAGCCAGAAGCCCUGUCUAGAUCCAGGGUUGAAGCUUCUUUUUUCGCUGUUCCAAAGGAUCCAUCUAAACCCAGCGGCUCUGCUGGUGCCGAGAUCCUGGCCCUUGAAAUGAAAGUUGUCUUCCUGUCCAAAACUCUGUCAUAUUGGCAGGAACCAUCCAGCUCUUCGUCCAGUUCUUUGAAUGUAUGAGCCCCUUCACUACUCAUUUCGAAGAUCUAUAACAUGCCCGACUGAUUGUUCUGGCUGCAUCGACCAAAAGCUUCACCACCACCAUCUGCCUAAACCUUGGACAGCCAUUCAAGCGGACAUGCACUCAGGAGGAGCCAUUCAACAUCCAAAGUGAAUUCAACAAUUCACACGGAGUCAAAAAUGGAAUAAGCUUGCUCUGAGGUGAUACCAGAGAUAGCAAGAGUCAAGCUGGAUUCAUAAAAAGACUGUACUUGAAAUCUGAUGAUCGUAAAGAGAGCUGCGCUCAAUAUGAUGGAGGCCAGAAAAACAAGAAACGUCGCAAGCAAUCGAUGUCGCUCUGUUUAGCAAUUCG
Messenger RNA from Coccomyxa subellipsoidea C-169, 761 nucleotides. RefSeq lists its product as hypothetical. The record is from RefSeq and is a predicted model, not a curated record. The transcript has 3 exons. NCBI's taxonomy places the organism in Eukaryota, Viridiplantae, Chlorophyta, Trebouxiophyceae, Coccomyxaceae. The coding region runs from base 209 to 409 and encodes 66 amino acids.